AUGGAGCGGACACGGUGUUCUACCUGGCGUCUCCCCCACGUCCAGCCUCUCGAAGGGCACACCUCUGUCCCUCUCCAUCACCGUUCCGUCGCUCCGCCUUCCCUCAGCCUGCACCGGCCCCGCGCGCCGGAAGUGAUGCGCCCCGCCUCUACUCCCAUCAGGCCACGAGGAGCCAUGGGGGACAAGCGGCGCGGCGUGGGGGCGCGGGGCCCGCCGCCACCGGAGGAGAGAGCACGUGGUGUAGCGCCGCCACGCUCUCCCCGCGCGCGGGGCAGAGGGGGCGCGGGCGGCGCGGAGGAGUACGUGGUGGGGCAGGUGACGGGCAGCCUCUGGCCCGACACGGCCCCCGACGCGCCGCUCGCGCGCCUCUUCAGCCCCUUCGCCGCCGGCGCCCCGCCGGCGCUGGUGCCCAAAAGCAAGAAAAGAAGGCAGGCAGAAGUGGAGAAAGUAGCAGAAGACCAGAGCUCAUCUGUCAUACAGGAACCUCCUAUAAAGCCAAAGAAAGUCAGAAAAAAGGAACUUUCACAAGCAGAGAAAAAACUGGCAAACAGAGAGAGUGCUUUGGAGCAGGCAGAUGAAGAGGAGAAAGAAAAACCGUUUCAAAACAAAGCAAAGCCAAAGAAAAGCGCUUCUCAUGCCAUCACCAGAAGUGUUGUUAAUUCAGAUAAAGGCAGUACUGCGAAACAAAAAAAAGGGAAAAAGGUGACCGACGAAAUGGUAGGCAGAAGGACAGUGUUUGUUGGAAACCUGCCUGUCAGCUGUACUCGUCAGGCACUGAAAGCUCUUUUUAAAGAGUAUGGACAAAUAAAAUCUGUUCGGUUCCGGUCUUUGGUUCCAGCAGAAGCUACUUUAUCCAAAAAGUUGGCAGCAAUAAAGAAUAAAGUGCACCCUAAUGCGAAGUUCGUUAAUGCUUAUAUUGUAUUUGAGGAAGAACGUGAUGCCAUUGAGGCUCUUAAGGAAAAUGGAAGAGAAAUUGCUAGUGGAUUUCACAUCAGAGUUGACAUUGCAUCAAAAAGCAGUUCGCAUGAUAAUAAAAGAUCCAUAUUUUUGGGAAAUGUCUCAUAUGACAUCAGUGACGAUGCUGUGCGAGAACACUUUUCUGUCUGUGGAGAUGUAGUAGGAGUGCGAAUUGUGAGAGACAGAAAGACUGGCUUGGGUAAAGGCUUCGGCUACGUUCUCUUUGAGAACACGGAUGCUGUACAUCUUGCUCUGAAACUCAAUGAGUCGAAUCUUAUGGGAAGAAAGAUACGAGUGAAGCGCUGUGGAAAGAAGUGGAAAGCACCACAGAAGAGUGCAAAUCGGAAUACAGAUGCUGUACAUGUUGCUCUGAAACAAAACGAGUCUCAUCUUAUGGGAAGAAAGACACAAGUGAAGCACUGCGGGGAGGAGUGGAAAGCGCCACAGAAAAGUGCAAAUCAGAAUACAGAUGCUGUACAUGUUGCUGUGAAACAAACCAAGUCUGAUACGGGAAGAAAGACACAAGUGAAGCACUGCGGGGAGGAGUGGAAAGCGCCACAGAAAAGUGCAAAUCAGAAUACAGAUGCUGUACAUGUUGCUGUGAAACAAACCAAGUCUGAUACGGGAAGAAAGACACAAGUGAAGCACUGCGGGGAGGAGUGGAAAGCGCCACAGAAAAGUGCAAAUCAGAAUACAGAUGCUGUACAUGUUGCUGUGAAACAAACCAAGUCUGAUACGGGAAGAAAGACACAAGUGAAGCACUGCGGGGAGGAGUGGAAAGCGCCACAGAAAAGUGCAAAUCAGAAUACAGAUGCUGUACAUGUUGCUGUGAAACAAACCAAAUCUGAUACGGGAAGAAAGACACAAGCAAAGUGCUGUGGAGAGGAGUGGAAAGCACCACAGAAAAGCGCAAAUCAGAAUACAGAUGCCAUAUAUCUCCCUCUAAAAAAAAACGAGCCUGAUCUUACGGGAAGAAAGACACAAGUGAAGCACUGUGGAGAGGAGUGGAAAACACCACAGAAAAGUGCAGAUCAGAAUACAGAUGCUGUACAUGUCACUUUGAAACUCAACAAGUCUAAUCUUAAGGGAAGAAAGAUACAAGUGAAGCACUGCAGAGAGAAAUGGAAAGCACCAUGGAAAAGUGCAGAUCAGUCUCUGAAGUACAGAGCUGAUAGUACCUUAAAAAACAAGAGUAGCUCUGGUGAAAAAGCAAUCCCAUUAAAGAGCAGUAAACAGAAAGUACUAAAAACUCUUCCUAGAAAUAGAGCUGUGAAGAAAACAGAAGUUUUUUGAUAAAAAUAAGAGCUAUA
This is a messenger RNA of Indicator indicator, 2267 nucleotides long. It is a transcript of the gene RBM34, whose product is annotated as RNA binding motif protein 34. The transcript has 10 exons. Lineage: Eukaryota; Metazoa; Chordata; Aves; Piciformes; Indicatoridae. Gene Ontology annotation, molecular function: RNA binding. The coding region runs from base 1 to 2250 and encodes 749 amino acids. The record is from RefSeq and is a predicted model, not a curated record.